GGGCGCUGCUGACGUUGGCGGCGGCGGCCCUCGGGGAGCGCGCGGACGCCUCGGUGCUGCCCCGGCCGAUCGGUCGGUCGCCCGCCAGAUCGAUCCGUCGAUCGAUCGGCGAAGAUGGUGGCCAAGCAGCGGAUCCGCAUGGCCAACGAGAAGCACAGCAAGAACAUCACGCAGCGCGGAAACGUCGCCAAGACCUCGAGAAACGCCCCCGAGGAGAAAGCCUCCGUGGGCCCCUGGCUGCUCGCCCUCUUCAUCUUCGUCGUCUGCGGCUCCGCUAUCUUCCAGAUUAUUCAGAGUAUCAGGAUGGGCAUGUGAAGUGGCCGACCUAAAGAUCUUUCUCAUUCUCCCGUGAAUUAUGACUUGAACUCAUUCCCGAUGUUCGGUAUCCUGGUUUAAAAACUCAAUCGGUAAAGCGUCCUGCCUCAGAAUGACUUUGCAUAUCAUCCCUCAUGUGUCAUUCCAGGUUUCUUCACGAGUCAUUCCAAGUUUUCUAGUCCAUACCACAGUGCCUUGAAAAGCACCCCAUGUAUAAAGCAAUAAAAUCUGAUUGUCGAUCUA
This is a messenger RNA of Ornithorhynchus anatinus (platypus), 558 nucleotides long. RefSeq names its product stress associated endoplasmic reticulum protein 1 (gene SERP1). The record is from RefSeq and is a predicted model, not a curated record. Gene Ontology annotation, biological process: endoplasmic reticulum unfolded protein response. The coding region runs from base 115 to 315 and encodes 66 amino acids. Gene Ontology annotation, cellular component: endoplasmic reticulum. The transcript has 3 exons. Lineage: Eukaryota; Metazoa; Chordata; Mammalia; Monotremata; Ornithorhynchidae.